Erigeron canadensis is the source of this 910-nucleotide messenger RNA. Its product is annotated as transcription factor bHLH153. The coding region runs from base 268 to 672 and encodes 134 amino acids. The record is from RefSeq and is a predicted model, not a curated record. Lineage: Eukaryota; Viridiplantae; Streptophyta; Magnoliopsida; Asterales; Asteraceae. The transcript is spliced from 6 exons. Gene Ontology annotation, cellular component: nucleus. Gene Ontology annotation, biological process: regulation of transcription by RNA polymerase II. Gene Ontology annotation, molecular function: protein dimerization activity; RNA polymerase II cis-regulatory region sequence-specific DNA binding; DNA-binding transcription factor activity, RNA polymerase II-specific.
ACUGCUUUCUCUAUUACACACACACAAACACUGAAAUUCCUUCACUCCGCCGGCGAGCGAUUUUCUAUUUUUAGCAUUAUAAAAAAGUAAAAAUAAAUUCGUUAUAUACAUAUUGAUGUUAUGUAUGUAUGUAUAUAUGUAUUAUAUACAUACAGAAAUAUGAUAUGAUUUCGGUUAUGAAUUGAAGAAACUGUGAAUGCUCCCCAGAAUUUUGUUAAUUUAUACUUGGAAUAUAUAAAGACAGAAGGAAUAAAGCCAGUGGUUAAGAUGAUGGAACAUAAGCGAAGUCCAGUAUCUGUUGAGCAGGGUAGUCUUACUCCAUUGACACCUAAAAGGCACAAGGCGGGUUUGUCCAUCUCUUCUAAGGAAAGAAAAGAAAAACUCGGUGAAAGGAUAGCAGCCCUUCAGCAGCUUGUCUCACCAUAUGGAAAGACAGAUACUGCUUCAGUACUUCUUGAGGCAAUGGAUUACAUACACUUUCUUCAUGAUCAAGUCAAGGUGCUGAGUGCUCCUUAUCUUCACAGUAACCCAAUGGACCAGUCUCAGGGAAUAGAGUCGUAUAACUUGAAAAGCAAAGGGUUGCGUCUGGUUCCAGUUUCAUAUACAAUGGGAGUUGCUAGUAGCAACGGAGCAGAUAUAUGGGCUCCAAUCAAGACUAAUUCCCCAAAAUAAUAGAUGUAGAUAAGAUUCAUGGAUUAGGCGGAGAGUUGGUAGUAGAAAUAUAAAUCUAAAAUGCAUAUAAGUAAAGCAUCUAUAGGAUAAUAAGCUAUUGCAUUAUAGGGAAUGUUUUCAUUCUUGGAAGCUUAUAUAUAUGAAUUAUGGGGUCUUUGUAUAUUGUAAUGAUAUCAAAUGGAGAUCAAUAUAUAUAGAUAUGAGAAGCAUACUAUUCAUAUGCUUGGAAGCUUAUAUA